UUAUGAAAACAUACCAUGAACAAUUAAUAAUUAGGUGUGUUUUGAUAAAUAGUUGAUAGUUCAGCUAGGAAACUCAAAAAACUGAAAUACGUUAGAUGUAUUUUUGUUGUUAUUAACUUAUAUGCAUCUACUUCACAUUCAGAAUCAUGCAAUCGCCGGAAAAUUGCGCAACGAUGACCAUCGCAAAUAGGUCCGGCGCCGGCGGAGGUAGAUAUUACAAACACAGCAACAUUAGUAAUGGAAAUAAAAGAGCUAUUGAAGUAUCGAUUUAAGACCAGGAAGCUUCUAGAAGAAGCAUGCACUUAUCAACUAUUUAUCAAAUCACACCUCCACAAUUAUUGCUUAAGUUUCAUACCUAAAAGCUCAACUACGAAACUCAAAAAAACGAAAUACGUUAGAUGUGUUUUUGUUAGUGUAAACGGAAAAUUGGCAAGUGUAAACGGUCUGUGAAACAAAACAAUAGAUUUGAGGGAUCUAUAUGUAAGGCCUAUCUUGUUGCGGAAACCUCUCACUUUUGUUCUUAUUAUUUUGAAAAACACGUACCGUGUUUGAGACAUAGGACAAUUCGACAUAGUGAAGGUAAGAAUGAUCCUUUGGCCCCACCAUUAUCCAUAUUCAAUCAACCAGGUAAGGGUUCUAAAACCACCAUGAGAAGAUUCUUGACUGAUAUGGAGAGAAAGUCAGCCACGACACAUGUAUUAUUGAAUUGUCCGAAAGUUCAAUCAUAUUAUAAUUUGUUCUUGAGUUUGUAUGGAUAUGAUGCUGUUUAUUCUCAUUUUAGCGAGUGGUUCAAAUCUUCUGUUAAUGAUCCAAAUAAUAACAUGACCAACCAAUUUUUUAAAGAUAUAGCUUGGGGGCCAAGCCCAUUGGUCAAAACGAUGAAUAAGUACAAUGUCAAUGGACAUAAGUUCUGCACAGAAGAAAGCUCCAAGUAUUAUAAAAGCAAUAACAUUGGGGUUUGGGUUAAAGGAGACACUAGCAAUAAGGAUGGAGAUGUUGAUUAUUAUGGUGUGCUCCAAGAGAUUUUAGAAUUAGAUUUUCCUGGGUGGCCACACAAAAAGUUGAUACUUUUUCGAUGUAAGUGGUUUGACCCAACACCAAAAAUUGGUACAAGGGUGGACCCACAUUACAAAAUUGUUGAAGUUAAGCAUACAAGGCAGUAUGGAAGCUAUGAUCCUUUUAUCAUUGCGCAAAAUGUUAAACAGGUCUAUUAUGCUCCUUAUCCAUUAACUCUACUGAAUCUCCCAAACGAAGCAGUUAGAACCAGGAGGGUCAAAUGGAUGGGUUGGCCUGAAUUUAGAUAAGUAAAUAUGCGUAGA
Messenger RNA from Capsicum annuum, 1319 nucleotides. RefSeq lists its product as uncharacterized. Bases 648 to 1304 code for a protein of 218 amino acids. The record is from RefSeq and is a predicted model, not a curated record. Lineage: Eukaryota; Viridiplantae; Streptophyta; Magnoliopsida; Solanales; Solanaceae. The transcript has 3 exons.